Molecule: messenger RNA, 1713 nt
Organism: Exophiala bonariae
Lineage: Eukaryota; Fungi; Ascomycota; Eurotiomycetes; Chaetothyriales; Herpotrichiellaceae
Exons: 1
Coding region: 1-1713 (570 amino acids)
Source: RefSeq, a predicted model, not a curated record
AUGAGUCCGCCAGUACAGUUCUCAUUUGUUCCGAGUUACCAAGCAGGCGAGUCUUCGCGUGACAAAGGGCUGCGACUGUCGACUGUGAGGUCUCAUGCAUCUUUGAUCACUCAUCAAAGAAUCAGAUCCAAAAGCCACAGAUCGCCCCGCUCGAAUGCAGAGAACCCGGCAUCAGCAGAGGUUGGCAAAGCAGGGGCAACUGUUCAACCUACCCUUCCUAUCCGGGUGACUCGACUGAGCUCGCCACCACUUUCGCCUGAAGACCAAGAAAACCCAGGAACGGCGCAAGAACAGCUCCCGAUAGAGAAAUGGCGAUCACUAAACAACAAUUGCGAGUACCCUCUGAGUCCUCCCGAGUCGCCAGAUCCGGAAAACUACAACGAUGGCGGGGAACUGGCAGUCGUCACAUGCGAUACCAACAAACAAGAGGAGCCAACAUAUCUGAUAGGUAACCACUACAUGCAGUCAGAUGUACUUGAUCACAACCAUAGGAUACCUUUUCAAGCCCAGACUCUCUCAAUCUCGGAUUUCUUGUCUGGGUUCCGAACCGAUCCAUUCCACUGUAUCCCUGCUAGCGUCGAUAGCCGAGUGGCGUCGACAGUCGAUUUCUAUACUCAGCAUCUGAGUCCUGGCAACGAUGCGGUAUGCUAUAUAUUCGAUGUUUUGAAUAUAUACGCUUUCUUUCUGGACACACUCUCCGUGUCGCAUUUCUACGACGCGGGAAUGAGUGUCAUUCAAGGAUUGCACGAUAACAUUCGAAACCCGAGUUCCCCUGUUUCGAUGCAGGUCCUGGUCCAUCGAGGAAAAGCAAUGACAAAACUCAGACAGCGCAUUCUUAGAGACGCAAGCAAUGUGGACGAUAGUACCCUUAUCGCGAUGGUCUUCAUGGCUAUUCUAGAGCGAUCCCUUCGCAAUAUCAAAGCACAUGAGCUACACAAGAAGAGUCUUGGAAUGAUCGUAUCUGCAAGAGGUGGACUGAAUAGUUUCAAGGAUGGGUCAUUGGCGAAAGCGUGUAUGUUGCAAUUCGAUACCUUAUGGUCAUUGGAUUUAGGCCAAACUAUGUUCCCUGGCGAACGCCGCCCCCAUAAACCUGAGGUGCCCAAACAUCCCUACUCUGCGGAGUUGCGUGAAAUCCUCAGCACAUUCCCUCCAGGUUUUGAGAGUCUGGCAUUCGAGAGUGCGCUGACAUACGACUUAUUCCCCGUGGUUUAUCGAGCGUCUCACCUCUCACGUCUGAAGCCGAGCGGUAUUCGUGACCUACUAUCAAACAAGCGAAGAUGGGGCUGUAAGUACAACGACUUCGCGGAGGCAUGUCCUGCUUUAGCAAUUUCUGGGCUCGAAGGAUCCUUACUGGAAAAGUUGAUAUGUACUGCCAUCUUGUGCUUCUCGUAUACGGGAUUCGGUUCGAAAACUUCUGCAAGCGCAGUACGUGGGUCAAGGGGCGAGCUGACUACGAAACUACAUCUUUAUGAACCCAACUCCAUUGCAAAGCUGGACUGCCUGAUGUGGAUGUAUGUUGUGGCAAUUGAUGCUUGGAAGAUCGGGUCUCAACUCCACCCUGAUGGCAUUCUUCUUUUGGUGAAGUUGCAAGAGGCAUUUCCGAUCAUGAGAGAUGUCAAUACAGCUAUCGCCAAAGCCAAAAUGUUUCUCUGGACCAACAUACUUGAAGAAUCCGUGCGGUCUUACUGGAAGGAUCUCAUAUCAAUUGGCUAG